CUGACAGGCAGGUCCCUUUGCCCAGCACCUCUUGAAGGAGCAUUUCCUUGGAGAUGAGUGAAGCUGUUUUGCCUCCUUGUGGGAAAUUGCAGAGCCAGGAUGCUGAACUCUACUUUCCUCAUAACAGCCUGCCAGCCAUGGCUUGCACCCGGUGGGCUGUGACAGGAUAUUUUCUCUCCUGGUGAGCUGAAGUGAAGCAGAAGUCAUCCAACAUUUGAAGAUGAAUACCCGAAGCCCUGCAAGUCAAGCUAAAGGAUGGACAGCAGCACCGUAUGCCAAGGCUCUACUUCCAGGACUAUGAAAGGGUGCCAAGAUAUUCUGAUUUCAAUUACAUGAGUAUUGUACCCCCUGCUUCAAAGACUGCAAGCACAGAUUUGACUGUUUGUCCUUGCCAGUCAUUUCCAGGGGCAGGUUAGGAGAAGACAGGCUGGCACUGCUGCAGCUGAGCUGAUGGACUGACACAUUCUUGUUACCCAAGGUUAUGAGAUGAUUGCCUGGAUCCCAGGGUACGUGGUCAGCACAAGAGGAGAGUGAAACCCAGCAUGGAGUACACACGAAAAAUGGUCUCACAAACAACACACAAAUCAAGAACUACACACAUCUGGCAAGUGUGGGCCAUCUACAUUGUCUUAACUGCAAACCUCUCAGAAGAACAAACUCUGAAGCAAGCUUGUCCAUCAUGUGAUGCUACUCAGCUUUGUAACUGCUCUUCCAUGGGCUUGGACUUUAUUCCCCCAGGACUCACAGACAAAAUCACAGUGUUAAACCUGGCCCACAACAGGAUAAAACACAUCCAGUCCCAGGAUCUGCAGCAGGCUGUGAACCUGAGAGCCCUUCUGCUGCAGUCCAACAUCAUCAGCUCGAUAGAUGAGGACUCAUUUAGCUCCCUUGGGAAGCUGGAGCUCUUGGACUUAUCAAAUAACAGCUUGGCUCACUUGUCCCCUGUGUGGUUUGAGCACCUUUUUUCACUCCAGCACCUCCACCUUCAAGGGAACACCUACUGGGAGCUGGGGGAAAGCUCCCCCUUUUCUGGGCUGAGGAACCUGAGCUCUCUUCACCUGGGCAACCCAUGGUUCUCCACAAUAAGGCAAAGAAACUUUGAGGGCAUUGAAGUUCUCCAGAAGUUGUGGAUUGAGGGUGGCAAUCUCGGCCAGUAUGAGGCAGGAAGUUUGAGACCAAUUAAGAGGAUAAAUCACAUGAUCAUAAACCUAAGAAAUACCAAGGUAUUCUCAGCAAUUGUCACAGACCUUCUGUAUUCUGUCACUUGGUUAGAAGUGAGAGAAAUUAAAUUAGAGAUUGAAAAAAAGAGUUUUGUGCAAAACUCUACACUUCCUUUUAGACUACAGAAAUUUACAUUUAAAGAUGCUUUCUUCACAGAUCAAUAUGUUACCCGAGUACUAUUAUUAUUGAAGGAAAUCACAUCUUUGCAAGAAUUAGAGGCAAUCGAUUGUGUGCUUGAGGGGAAAGGAGCGUGGGAUACUACAGAAAUUAAAAGGAGUGGGGAAAGCUUUGUUGAAACAAUAUCAAUAAUCAAUAUAAUGAUUCCAAAUUUUCACUUGUUUUUUGACCUGGAAGGUAUGGAGUCACAAAUAAACAAACUGAAAAGUCUCACUAUCGCAAGCUCAAAAGUUUUCAUGGUACCAUGCAAUCUCGCUAAACAUUUUUCUUCACUUCUGUAUCUGGACUUUCAUGAUAAUUUGCUUGUGAAUAACCGUUUAGAUGAGACAAUCUGUAAAAAUGCUUGGCCUUCAUUGCAAACUCUAAAUCUAAGCCAAAACUCUCUAAAAUCUCUGAAACAGACUGCAAAUUCCAUAAAUCGUCUACACAAACUGAUUAGUCUUGACAUUAGCCAAAAUAACUUUGGUGAGAUUCCAGAUGUGUGUGCAUGGCCAAAAACGCUGAAACAUCUAAACCUCUCCAGCACACAGAUUCCCAAACUCACAACUUGCAUUCCCCAAACGCUGGAGGUUUUGGAUGCUAGUGCCAACAACCUGAGGGAGUUUGGGCUGCUCCUGCCAUUUCUCAGAGAGCUGUACCUUGCGAGAAACCAGCUGAAGACCUUGCCUGGUGCUGCACCUCUUCCUAACUUAGUGGCCAUGUCAGUCCGGAGAAACAACCUCAACGGCUUCUCCAAGGAAGAGUUUGAGUCCUUCAAGAAGAUGGAGCUGCUGGAUGCGAGCAACAACAACUUCAUCUGCUCCUGUGAAUUUCUCUCCUUCGUCAACCACCAGGCCAGGAUAGCCCAGGUGCUGGUGGGGUGGCCAGAGCAGUACCUCUGUGACUCUCCCUUGGCAGUGAGAGGGACACAGGUUGGUGCCGUGCAGCUCUCCCUGAUGGAGUGCCACAGGUCCCUGGUGGUGUCGCUGAUCUGCUCCCUGGUGUUCCUGGUGAUCCUCAUCCUCGUGGUCGUCGGCUACAAGUACCACGCGGUCUGGUACCUGAGGAUGACCUGGGCUUGGCUCCGAGCCAAGAGGAAGCCCAAGAGAGCCCCCGCCAAGGACAUCUGCUACGACGCUUUUGUCUCCUACAGCGAGAAUGACUCGGACUGGGUGGAAAACACCAUGGUGAGGGAGCUGGAGCAGGCCUGCCCUCCCUUUCGGCUCUGCCUCCACAAGAGGGACUUUGUGCCCGGGAAGUGGAUUGUGGACAACAUCAUCGACUCCAUCGAGAAGAGCCACAAAACUCUCUUUGUGCUCUCCGAGCACUUUGUGCAGAGCGAGUGGUGCAAAUACGAGCUGGACUUCUCACAUUUCCGCCUCUUUGACGAGAACAACGAUGCAGUGAUCCUGGUCCUGCUGGAGCCCAUCCAGAGCAAAGAGAUUCCCAAGAGGUUCUGCAAGCUGCGGAAGAUCAUGAACACAAAGACCUACCUGGAGUGGCCUCUUGAAGAAGAGCAGCAGAAGAUGUUUUGGGAAAACUUGAAAUAUGCCUUGAAGUCAGCAUCCAGGCGCUGGUGCUGGCAUCCCCAAAAACUUUUUCUGCCCAGAGGCAAAAUAAUGAGUAAAUACACGUGGCAAGUGUGGGCCAUCUACAUUGUCUUAACUGCAAACCUCUCAGAAGAACAAACUCUGAAGCAAGCUUGUCCAUCAUGUGAUGCUACUCAGCUUUGUAACUGCUCUUCCAUGGGCUUGGACUUUAUUCCCCCAGGACUCACAGACAAAAUCACAGUGUUAAACCUGGCCCACAACAGGAUAAAACACAUCCAGUCCCAGGAUCUGCAGCAGGCUGUGAACCUGAGAGCCCUUCUGCUGCAGUCCAACAUCAUCAGCUCGAUAGAUGAGGACUCAUUUAGCUCCCUUGGGAAGCUGGAGCUCUUGGACUUAUCAAAUAACAGCUUGGCUCACUUGUCCCCUGUGUGGUUUGAGCACCUUUUUUCACUCCAGCACCUCCACCUUCAAGGGAACACCUACUGGGAGCUGGGGGAAAGCUCCCCCUUUUCUGGGCUGAGGAACCUGAGCUCUCUUCACCUGGGCAACCCAUGGUUCUCCACAAUAAGGCAAAGAAACUUUGAGGGCAUUGAAGUUCUCCAGAAGUUGUGGAUUGAGGGUGGCAAUCUCGGCCAGUAUGAGGCAGGAAGUUUGAGACCAAUUAAGAGGAUAAAUCACAUGAUCAUAAACCUAAGAAAUACCAAGGUAUUCUCAGCAAUUGUCACAGACCUUCUGUAUUCUGUCACUUGGUUAGAAGCGAGAAACAUAGCAUUCAGUACACUUGAUGAAACAGAACUAUUGAGAGUCAUGUCAUCUGCUUUUGCAAAGAAAAUUUCUUUUAAUCAGGCCUUAUUAACAGAUGCUACUGUGCCUGAGAUUGUCAGCAUUUUAGAGGGCAUGCCAAAAUUAGUGGAGGUGGAGAUGAAAGACUGUAUACUUUUGGGAACUGGACGAUGGAAAAUGCAAAUUCAAACAAACCAAUCACGGACUGUUAGAGUGCUGACAAUAGACAAAUUAUCUAUAGACAAAUUUUAUUUGUUUACAGAUCUUUCUGCUGUGACAGGUCUACUGUCUUUUCUAACUAGAGUCACAGUUACAAACACUAAGGUCUUUUUGGUGCCGUGCAGCCUUUCAAAACAUCUGCAGGCAUUGAAGUAUCUUGACCUUAGUGAAAAUUUGCUUGGAGACCAGAGUUUGGAGCAUUCGGCCUGUCAGGGUGGUUGGCCCUCACUGCAAACUCUAAAUUUAAGCCAAAACUCACUCAGUGACUUAGAAAUGACAGGUAGAAGUUUGUCUCAUCUAAAAAACCUAAUUCUCUUAGAUAUAAGCAAAAAUAACUUUGGUGAGAUUCCAGAUGUGUGUGCAUGGCCAAAAACGCUGAAACAUCUAAACCUCUCCAGCACACAGAUUCCCAAACUCACAACUUGCAUUCCCCAAACGCUGGAGGUUUUGGAUGCUAGUGCCAACAACCUGAGGGAGUUUGGGCUGCUCCUGCCAUUUCUCAGAGAGCUGUACCUUGCGAGAAACCAGCUGAAGACCUUGCCUGGUGCUGCACCUCUUCCUAACUUAGUGGCCAUGUCAGUCCGGAGAAACAACCUCAACGGCUUCUCCAAGGAAGAGUUUGAGUCCUUCAAGAAGAUGGAGCUGCUGGAUGCGAGCAACAACAACUUCAUCUGCUCCUGUGAAUUUCUCUCCUUCGUCAACCACCAGGCCAGGAUAGCCCAGGUGCUGGUGGGGUGGCCAGAGCAGUACCUCUGUGACUCUCCCUUGGCAGUGAGAGGGGCACAGGUUGGUGCCGUGCAGCUCUCCCUGAUGGAGUGCCACAGGUCCCUGGUGGUGUCGCUGAUCUGCUCCCUGGUGUUCCUGGUGAUCCUCAUCCUCGUGGUCGUCGGCUACAAGUACCACGCGGUCUGGUACCUGAGGAUGACCUGGGCUUGGCUCCGAGCCAAGAGGAAGCCCAAGAGAGCCCCCGCCAAGGACAUCUGCUACGACGCUUUUGUCUCCUACAGCGAGAAUGACUCGGACUGGGUGGAAAACACCAUGGUGAGGGAGCUGGAGCAGGCCUGCCCUCCCUUUCGGCUCUGCCUCCACAAGAGGGACUUUGUGCCCGGGAAGUGGAUUGUGGACAACAUCAUCGACUCCAUCGAGAAGAGCCACAAAACUCUCUUUGUGCUCUCCGAGCACUUUGUGCAGAGCGAGUGGUGCAAAUACGAGCUGGACUUCUCACAUUUCCGCCUCUUUGACGAGAACAACGAUGCAGUGAUCCUGGUCCUGCUGGAGCCCAUCCAGAGCAAAGAGAUUCCCAAGAGGUUCUGCAAGCUGCGGAAGAUCAUGAACACAAAGACCUACCUGGAGUGGCCUCUUGAAGAAGAGCAGCAGGGGUUAUUUUGGUUUAAUUUGAAAGUAGCUCUAAAAUCCUAGGCAGGGACAUUGAAGAGUGAAUACAUAGCAAAUGUUGUCCGGAUUGGUUUCCCUUGCAUGUUCAUCCCAUCACUUACCUACAUCUUGAGGACAGAGAUCUGAGCUACUCCUGAUUCUAUUACUUGUUGUGAGAUAAUUUUCUUUUUGUAG
Messenger RNA from Calypte anna (Anna's hummingbird), 5498 nucleotides. It is a transcript of the gene TLR2, whose product is annotated as toll like receptor 2. The transcript is spliced from 6 exons. Gene Ontology annotation, molecular function: transmembrane signaling receptor activity; triacyl lipopeptide binding; protein binding. The record is from RefSeq and is a predicted model, not a curated record. Bases 543 to 5348 code for a protein of 1601 amino acids. Gene Ontology annotation, cellular component: membrane. NCBI's taxonomy places the organism in Eukaryota, Metazoa, Chordata, Aves, Apodiformes, Trochilidae. Gene Ontology annotation, biological process: toll-like receptor signaling pathway; immune response; inflammatory response.